GCGAGCGUGUGUGCAUGUGUGCUCAUGUGCGACAUUAAUGGCAGAGGCCAGGCCGCGUUUCCACCAGGGAUCCUCUGCCAGCUCUGUCUGCACGGCCGUUAAACAUCUUUGCUUGUACCGCCAGAAGAGCUGAGAAGAGGUUCGACUUCGUGCCCAGCCUACAACCGGGUCUCCCAGCAGAAGGCGUGAGUGCGCCAUGGAGUCCCUCUUCCAGCUGCUCUUCUCGCCGCUCCCCACACCGGCUAUCAUCUCUCUGUUUGCCCUGGCGGCUGCCACGCUCUUCUACCUCAACACCAGGCCCGCCCCGCUGCGGUCCCCUGCAAACCUCAAAUGCCAAACCCUGGGCAUCAGGGAUGGAGCUAGGAAGGUGGCGUUGCUCAAGGACAACAACAACCUGCUGGCAUACUACUACGAUGAUGCAAAGACCCUCUAUGAGGUCUUCCAGAGGGGCAUGAAAGUGUCAGGUAACGGGCCCUGUUUGGGCUUCAGGAAAAUGGGAAGGCCGUACCAGUGGCUCAGGUACAAGCAGGUGUCCGACAGAGCGGAGCAUCUGGGUUCGGGGCUCCUUCAGAGGGGCUUGAAGCCAACUCCCGACACUUUUGUCGGCAUCUUUGCCCAGAACAGACCCGAGUGGAUUAUUGGAGAGAUGGCCUGUUACACCUACUCCAUGGUGGCGGUCCCGCUGUACGACACCUUGGGUCCUGAGGCGCUGGUGUUCAUUAUUGAGCAAGCCGGCAUCUCGACGGUGUUGUGCGACAACCAGAAAAAGGUGGAAACUCUGCUGCAGAACUGUGAGAGAGGCCAGACCCCUGCCCUCAAAACCGUCGUCGUGAUGGACCCGUUCGACUCGGGCUUGGUUGAGCGAGGAGCCAAAUGCGGAGUGGACGUGGUGUCCAUGCAGGAUGUGGAGGAUGCAGGGAAGAGUGACCUCCAGAAGCCAGUGCCUCCAAAGCCGCAGGACCUCAGCAUUGUCUGCUUCACCAGCGGAACUACAGGAAAUCCCAAGGGUGCGAUGCUGACUCAUGAGAACGUCGUCGCUGAUGCCGCGGGGGUCCUCAAAACCUUUGAGACAUCCAUCGUUCCAACUCCAGAGGACAUCACCAUUUCAUUCCUGCCAUUGGCGCACAUGUUUGAAAGAGUCGUGCAGAUUGUCAUAUUUGGUGCUGGUGCUCGAGUCGGGUUCUUCCAGGGGGACAUCAAAUUACUGCCCGAUGACAUGAAGGCCCUGCAGCCCACCAUCUUCCCCGUCGUGCCCCGACUCCUCAACCGGGUCUACGAUAAAGUGCAGAGCGGUGCUACGACUCCUUUCAAAAAAUGGCUGCUCAACUUUGCAGUGCAGAGGAAAUUGGCUGAGGUGCGGGAGGGCAUAGUCCGGAACAACAGCCUAUGGGACAAGCUCAUCUUCCACAAAGUGCAGGAGUCUCUGGGUGGACGAGUGCGAGUCAUGGUGACGGGGGCGGCGCCCAUCUCUCCUUCGGUGCUGGACUUCCUCCGGGCUUCACUUGGUUGCCAGAUCUUUGAGGCGUACGGCCAGACGGAGUGCACGGCUGGCUGCACGUUCACCUUGCCAGGAGAUGCCACUUCAGGUCAUGUCGGUGUGCCUCUGCCGUGUAAUGUGGUCAAGCUGGUGGAUGUAGAAGAAAUGAAUUACUUUUCAUCAAAUGGUGAAGGCGAGGUGUGCAUCAAGGGGAUGAAUGUGUUCAAGGGUUACUUGAAAGAUCCGGAGAAGACGGCUGAGGCUUUGGAUAAGGAUGGUUGGCUGCACACUGGAGACAUUGGGAAAUGGCUGCCAAGUGGUGUUCUAAAGAUUAUCGACCGCAAGAAAAAUAUCUUCAAGCUGGCUCAGGGUGAAUACAUCGCGCCAGAGAAGAUUGAAAAUGUCUACGUGCGCAGCGGCCCCGUGGCCCAAGUUUUUGUGCAUGGAGACAGUCUCCAGGCCUUCCUGGUUGCAAUUGUGGUCCCCGAUCCAGAGGUCUUGCCGGGUUUGGCUAAGAACCUUGGAUUCCAGGGCUCCAUUGAAGAACUCUGCAAAAACAAGGAAAUCAAGAAAGCCAUUCUAUCAAAUAUGAUCAGUCUGGGAAAAGAAGCGGGACUGAAGUCUUUUGAGCAGGUGAAGGACGUGCAUCUCCACCCAGAGCAGUUCACUAUUGAGAAUGGCCUCUUGACCCCGACGUUGAAAGCCAAGAGGGCCGAGCUCAAGUCUUUCUUCCGCAUGCAAAUCGACCGACUUUACGAGCAAUAAAUGAACUCCACUUCCGG
Messenger RNA from Hippocampus zosterae (dwarf seahorse), 2259 nucleotides. It is a transcript of the gene acsl5, whose product is annotated as acyl-CoA synthetase long chain family member 5. Bases 197 to 2242 code for a protein of 681 amino acids. Lineage: Eukaryota; Metazoa; Chordata; Actinopteri; Syngnathiformes; Syngnathidae. Gene Ontology annotation, biological process: long-chain fatty acid metabolic process. Gene Ontology annotation, molecular function: arachidonate-CoA ligase activity. Gene Ontology annotation, cellular component: endoplasmic reticulum; membrane; mitochondrion. The record is from RefSeq and is a predicted model, not a curated record. The transcript is spliced from 22 exons.